AUGAAAGCCCGCUAUAAUGGAUCAUGUGAAUUUCGAUUAUGCAUUUUGAUUGUCGGAUUUUUCCUUGCGUUACCCAUUUAUAUGAACCAUAUCAUGAGUUUGUUGCGAUCAAGACUAUAUUUAACGUCGUAA
Molecule: messenger RNA, 132 nt
Organism: Cetraspora pellucida
Lineage: Eukaryota; Fungi; Glomeromycota; Glomeromycetes; Diversisporales; Gigasporaceae
Source: the annotation of a GenBank genome assembly